Messenger RNA from Adelges cooleyi (spruce gall adelgid), 2310 nucleotides. RefSeq lists its product as uncharacterized. The record is from RefSeq and is a predicted model, not a curated record. The transcript is spliced from 2 exons. The coding region runs from base 1055 to 1762 and encodes 235 amino acids. NCBI's taxonomy places the organism in Eukaryota, Metazoa, Arthropoda, Insecta, Hemiptera, Adelgidae.
UUCAGUUUUUUAAGUGUAUAAUUUUUCUUUAUAGUAUGGAUACCUUGUGGUUUAUUGUAAGUGAAUAACAGUAGUGUUUUCUUUAUACAAUUUAAAUUUUACAUUUGUAGCCUGUAGGAGCAGUUGAUAAAGUCAUACAGUGAUGCUGUUAGUCUUAAAAAUAUUGGGUUUACAUCAUUGGGAAAGCCUGGGAUAUGAAUAUUUUGAUUAGUUGCUUGAACAACAAAUACACAACUCCAUUUUUCGCACUACCUAUCUACCUCGGUGAGCCGCGUAUAUUAAUUGUAUAAAUGAGAUCGAAAAUAUUACAGUGUUUAUGCGUAUUCGUCCUAAGGCUUAUUGUAACUCAGGUUCAAAUUACGGGUGAUACCGCAAAUAUCACUAGUUCGGACGUCGAGGGCUAGGAGUUUCUAGUAGGGUUGUGUCGAGAGGAAUAGAUAGUUCAAGAAGUCGAUUUUGAUUUUGGUUGGAAAACAACACUGACAAGAAAAUGUGGUUCGUUUCAUUGUUAGUUUGUAUUGUACCAAUAAAGCGCGCAUCGAGAGGAAACAAGACUAAACGCAUAAACUCGCGUAAUCUCCACUGAUUAUUUCCAAAGGCUUAAAGGGAUUGCAAUCAAAUAUCAAAAUCCUCUUCCGUAAACGGCGAGAGUACAAAAUUAAGAAAACUCAAUUAUUAAUUAAAUAAUAUGUUGGUUUGGUGAGAUAUAGAGAACAACAGCCAGAAUAUUUAGUUUUCGGGUCCUUGCACAUGAAUGAUAAGUUCGAAUCUUAUUUUUUUCUUUUACGAAUUAAUAGUAAAACCAAGUUUAUAAGAACAUUUUUAUAUAAUUUGUCGUUAAACUGUAGUAUGAUGUUUACACAUCACCACAUAACAUAAUUUACAUAUAACACGGCUAACUCAAUUUUUUGUUUAUACUUUGUAUUACCGUUUAUACCAACGUUUAUUGGCAACGAAUUACGGAUUUAUAGAUUAAUUUCGAUGUUAAACAAUUUAAUACAAAUAAAACUGUUUUCUCUAGUAACGAGCUGAAUUUUUCGAUGAACUAAACCUCAUGAUGUUGUUAAGUACAGAGUGUAAAACGACAGCAGCAAUCGAUGCCAGGUCCGCUAUUUGGUUGAUAACCGUCAUGGUGACGGUGGCGUGCAGCGAUGCGACGACGGUACCGUCCGAUGCACCGGACUGCGGAUCAGAGACAAUCAAUGUAAAAGCGGCCAUCCAGAACUUGUACGCCGCAAUCAAAGCGUUCAAUGAUUCACCGGGUGUCAGAGACGGCGACAAGGUGUCGCUAGACGACGCGGUGGUGGCCAAAGCCAAGUAUGUAUUAAACAGCCUCUUGAAAAUGGUGUCGGACAGGGAGCCGUUGUUGCCUGAAGUGCGGUCGACGGCGGCAGCCGCGUCGUCCGACGACAGACGGCUAAGGAGUCUCGGACGCAAGUUUACGGUGACCAGUUGGUUACAAGGGUUGGACCUUCGCGGGGUGUCUAAGAUGGAUGGCUUGAUGGCCAAAGGUGUGAAAAUGGCGUUGGCCAGCGACACGCCAUUGUCUGUCACAAAUGCCGGGGACACCAUGUACACACACACCCAAGUGCAAUCCAGGGCCGGCCAGAUGGACAUCCAAGUACUGGGAACCCGCCUCUUAAACGUGCUCAAAGAACUUGAUGACAUAAAACGGCGGUGUGAAAUACAAAAAGCGCGAUCGAAAAUCAAUUUUUCAAGUUUCAGCUGCAGAAACUUGGGGGCACGAAGAUGUAUUAAUUAAUUAAAUCGAAUAAAGACGAUAAAAUGUGAUAUAAGCUGGAUUUUAGUUUAAAAUAGUAAGAAAGCAGUCGAUUUAUAUGUUUUCAAGGUUGCAGAGUUCAAAUUUGACCUCAAUUAUACCUAAUUUAGGGGACAUAAAGGGGGUUUUCGUAGUUUUGUACAAUUAUCUAUGUUACAUAUCGAUUCAUAAGUUUUUGAGGUCACCUAGUUCAAAUUUGACCUCAAAUUUACAGUAAACAAAUGUUAAAUAAUAUUUUUUAAUAAAAUAUAAAUUGCUUUCUUUGUACAUUUUAUUUAAAUAGAGGUGUGUAUUUGUACCAUAUGUAUAAGGUAUAAGGUAUGUCAAAGUUACAACAAUGCUCCCUCAUAUUUUUUGCCUUAAUGAUUCAUGUUUAGUUUAAGAUACUUGUUUAGAUUUAAUAUAGUUUGUUGUACAUUCACUUUUCAUUUUAUUACUAGUUGUUACAUAUAUUUGUUUUGUAUUUGUGUUUACCUACAUAAUUUCCGUUUGGUGUUUUUACAAAAAAAAAAAAAAAAUAAACAAUAAUU